ACCAUGGCACUAAAAGCAGUAAAGUGGGCGAUAUCAAACAGAACUGUCUUGAGACAUUUAUUUCCACUUCGAAGUGGAACUUUAAAUCGUGCUCAUCAUAAAUCUACAUAUCCCUCCCUUCCAGAUGACUAUAACUGCAACGUAGAUCUUGCUUUGACAUCGAAUGGCAGGACAAUAGUUUGCUACCACCCUUCAUAUGUUCCAUAUGAACACACAAAGCCUCUCCCUCGACCAGAUCCUGUACAUAGUAACGGAGAGACACAUGAUCAAAUGCUAAAACCUAGGUUAGAAGAAAACAGUGAAAACUUGGAGCAGGGACCCAUGACAGAGCAACUUAGCAUAAUGUUCAUUACUACCAAGCACUGCUGGUAUCCUCACGGACAGUAUCAUAGAUGUCAAAAGCAGGUGAACCCUCCAAAAGACAGGUGAUGCUGAGAUUCUCAGGAAUCAAAAAGAAAUCUUAAUCUGUGUCUCACUUGCUAUUUGGGAAGAUGUAAUCUGGUGUAUCCAUGACAUGUUAUAUAGUAAAAAAUAAAGUAUCUUUUCAUAUACUGAAAAAAAAAGAAUUAUAUCCCAGUUAUAAUUUUGUAAAUCAGUAUUAAAUUAUCAAAAAAAUAAAAUAAAUCUUUCCUCCUGGAGUUUAAUUAAUUUAUAAGUAGGCAUAAUUGGACUAAGAAUCAAUUUAAAAAAUCCUUAGUUGGGGGGAGUCCAGCAGUAGCGCAGCAGGUUAAGCGCACUUGGCGCGAAGC
Erinaceus europaeus (western European hedgehog) is the source of this 749-nucleotide messenger RNA. Its product is annotated as large ribosomal subunit protein mL42-like. Lineage: Eukaryota; Metazoa; Chordata; Mammalia; Eulipotyphla; Erinaceidae. The transcript has a single exon. The record is from RefSeq and is a predicted model, not a curated record. Gene Ontology annotation, cellular component: mitochondrial large ribosomal subunit. Bases 4 to 429 code for a protein of 141 amino acids.